Molecule: messenger RNA, 535 nt
Organism: Paramecium sonneborni
Lineage: Eukaryota; Ciliophora; Oligohymenophorea; Peniculida; Parameciidae
Source: the annotation of a GenBank genome assembly
AUGAAAACAAUAUUCAGUUUAUACUUCUUCUUUGUAAUUUCAACUGCAACUAUGAAAGAUUCAAAAGUAAUAUUGACAGAGAUUGAUUCUUAAAGAACUGGAAGAAUAUUUUUAAAUGCAAUUUAGGUUGGUUUAGCUACUGGAUCACCUGUUCAUGAAAUUUAGAGUUAUAUUAACAAUAUUAGGUAUAAAAAUUAGAAAUAAUGUUAAAAGAUUUAUGAUUGAGUAGGAAUAAAAGGAUGCAGAUCUUUUUAUACAAAAUACUGAAGCAUCUUGUAAUAGGUUGCUACAUGAUUUUGCAACAAACCUAGCUUAUCAUUAAUAACAGUUUAAGGCACACUCAAAGAUAGUNUAUCAAAUUCGAAAUAUGUCUAUGUAUUUAGGAGACAAAAAUAAACAAUAAAAAAACACCUUGAAAGUAAUUUUUGUUAACAUUUAUAAUAAGUAUUUUUUAAUUGAAUUAUCAAUUAUUUCUUUAGUUUAAAAUAUAUCAAUUGAUUGUUAAGAGGUACAUAUCUUCUUUCAUAAUUUUUGA